Molecule: messenger RNA, 477 nt
Organism: Naumovozyma castellii
Lineage: Eukaryota; Fungi; Ascomycota; Saccharomycetes; Saccharomycetales; Saccharomycetaceae
Gene: SDH5
Product: succinate dehydrogenase assembly factor SDH5
Exons: 1
Coding region: 1-477 (158 amino acids)
Source: RefSeq, a predicted model, not a curated record
AUGCUUUCUAGAACUAGCUCCAGAUUCAUAACAUACGUACUAAGAGGACCUUCAUGUUCUAAAGCGGUGAGGACUUUCUCCCUUUCAACUCCUCUUGCUAACACCCAACAAGAGAAAGAUGACUUGAUAAAGAGAAUCAAGAUUGCCCCUAUUGAAAGAACUAACGAAACGAUGGAUAAGAAAAGAUCAAGACUAGUCUACCAAUCAAGGAAAAGAGGAAUUCUGGAGACAGAUUUGCUGUUGUCCGGGUUCGCUGCUAAAUAUUUGAAAGAUAUGAAUAAGGAACAAUUAAAUGAGUACGAUUCUUUACUUAAUGAAUUGGAUUGGGACAUUUAUUACUGGGCUACCAAGAAUUUCAACUACUCACCCUUGCCCAAGAGAUGGGAGAACUCGAAAAUAUUGGCCAUGUUGCAGGAUUUUUGUAAGAACAAAGAGAAAGAAAUUAUUCAGAUGCCCACUCUGAAUAAGUAUAAGUGA